Molecule: messenger RNA, 1914 nt
Organism: Myodes glareolus (Bank vole)
Lineage: Eukaryota; Metazoa; Chordata; Mammalia; Rodentia; Cricetidae
Source: RefSeq, a predicted model, not a curated record
UUUCAUAGAGAUAGCAUUCAGUCUGAAGAUUCAUGGUGAUAGGAUCUCACCCUUUUAUUCUGAGCAUUGGUAGAAGUAAGAACUUUCUAGUGACUGGCUGCUUUGCUUCUCUGAGCUUUUAACUUUCACCCCCUUGUAUCUGACUCUGAGUUUUUAUUAUUAAGGACAAUUAGAAUUUUGUGCUACAUUCAUCUAUUGAGAUGCUUCUAAUCUUACUUAAUGCAGUAUCUCAGCAGAAGGUGGAGUAAAUAGGUAGUCUCCCCUGGGAGAGUUCACAUCUUUCACACUUUUCCUUUGGGAGCGGGAGACCACGUUGCAAUUUUAAAUGUUUAGUUUACUUCUGGUUUCAAAUAACUAAGUAGUAAGUGUAACUUCUCCUUCAUUGGGUUUGUCUCUUCUGUACCCCAAACCAAAGAAACCUUCCUUUGCUUUUCAGCUAGCACCAGUUUCCGGUGAAACUUCACAAGGGCUUGUUUCUUUGAUCUCAUCUCAGGUGACCUGCAUCUCAGGGGCUGUGCUGCAGCUGUACCUACUGUACUCAACAGUGCCGCAUAUGACAUUGAUAAACUUCACAAACAUAAAAAGAGAAAAAGAAGCCAGGCACCAACAAGCCUGAACUAAGAUUCCACGUACAUGAAAUUUAAACAGAAUUAAUUCACCAUGUUAGAAAUAGCACCACUGUUCCUUGUAGGGAGGAAGGAGAGGUAGGAUCAGGAAGGGGUGAGGAAGACUUCUCAUAAACUCUUAAUACUUCCUGAUGUGUUUGCUUUGCAAAGCUUUGUUGAAUAUAUGCUUAAGAUUUGGUUCCUUUUUUUUGUGCAUGUUACAGUUGGGUAGGCAACUCUUGUAUCAAAAUCAAAGCCCAAGCCAUAAACCAACCAUGGUAAAGCACAUCUGUAAUCCUAGUAGUCAGAAGGUUGAGGCAGGAGGACUAGGGUUUGAGCUAAUAGUGAGAACUUCUUUCAAAGACAAAUUUAAAAAGAAAAAUCAAGCAUGGAUUGGAAGAAGACAUUUAUAAAGACUCAUGAAACAGAAUUUGUAUCUAGAAAAUUAUUUAAGAUUUUUUUCAUUAUGCAUUGUGUGUGUGCAGGCACUCACACAUAAAAGUCAGAAGGGAUCAGGUUCCUUAGAACUGACUUACAGGACGUUGUGAGCUCUCCAGUGUGAGUGCUGGGAACUGAGCACUGGUCCUUAGAGCGCUUUCAAACCACCCAUGUGGUGGUGUGCUAGUCAGUUCAGCACUAGGGAACUGACUAGCCAAUGAGAGACGGCGGAGCCAAUGAGAGACGGCGGAGGAGGCCAUGGCGUUCCUGGGGCUGUCUCUUGGCACUCUCACUGCACACAGCCGUCGUUCACCAUCAGAACAGGUUAAACACUUUGAGAUGAGAAAGGUUGAUCUCUGUUCGAGCACUGAAGGGGCUGAAGUGAUUCUGGCUACCUCAAGUGAUGAGAAGCACCCACCGGAAAACAUCAUCGAUGGGAAUCCAGAAACCUUUUGGACCACCACGGGCAUGUUUCCCCAGGAGUUCAUUAUUUGUUUUCACAAACAUGUAAAGAUUGAAAAACUUGUGAUCCAAAGUUACUUAGUGCGAACCUUGAGGAUUGAAAAGACCACAUCUAAAGAGCCAUUCGACUUUGAGCUGUGGGUGGAAAAAGAUUUAGUACACACAGAGGGACAGCUUCAAAACGAAGAAAUUGUGGCACGAGAUGGCUACGCCACUUUCUUGAGAUUCAUUAUUGUUUCAGCCUUCGACCAUUUUGCAUCUGUUCAUAGCAUUUCUGCAGAGGGACUAGCAGUCUCAAACAUUUCUUAGUAAUUACAACAAAAUGCUCUGAACUACUCUGCUCUAAAAAUAUAUUUAUAGAAACCCAAAGUUAUCUUUGAUAUGUUUGCUAUUAAAGAGAUUUGUAUCA